Mauremys reevesii (Reeves's turtle) is the source of this 4622-nucleotide messenger RNA. It is a transcript of the gene PIK3R5, whose product is annotated as phosphoinositide-3-kinase regulatory subunit 5. Gene Ontology annotation, biological process: positive regulation of MAP kinase activity; G protein-coupled receptor signaling pathway. Gene Ontology annotation, cellular component: phosphatidylinositol 3-kinase complex, class IB. The record is from RefSeq and is a predicted model, not a curated record. The coding region runs from base 250 to 2901 and encodes 883 amino acids. Gene Ontology annotation, molecular function: 1-phosphatidylinositol-3-kinase regulator activity. Lineage: Eukaryota; Metazoa; Chordata; Testudines; Geoemydidae. The transcript is spliced from 19 exons.
ACUUCAGACACUUUGUGGCAGAAUCUCUUCUCCCUACACUGCCAUAGUCAGUUGGUGGAAGUGUACAUGCUCGCUGACAGGAUACCAGCCCAGUCCGUGGCAGAGUCUGGUGCCAACAUGCCGAAGAAGCUCUUCACGUCCCAGUAAAGCAGAGUGCUUUCAUCUGCCAUGCCUGUGCAUCAGUACCACUUUUCCCUGGAAGGACCCACGUGUGGAUUCUCUGAAGUGUGUAUGAGGAGAUGAACUAAAAUGCAGCACACAACUUGCACAGAGGACAGGAUCCAUCAUGCAUUGGAAAGAUGUCUGCAUGGGCUGAGCAGAAGUACAGCCUCCUCCACCACAUGGACGGCUGGGCUGUGUCUGAACUGCUGGAGCCUGCAGGAGCUGGUCAGCCGAGAUGCAGGAAACUACCUCAUCCUCCUGGAGAAAAUCCUGCAGAAAACCAAAGAGGUCCAAGAGACAUGCAACUAUGACCUCCUCACUCCAUUGGCUCUGCUGUUCUAUUCUGCAGCUCUGUGUAAUCCUCACUUCCCACCAGACUCUGACCUGCUUCUGAAGGCCAUUAGCACCUACCACACCUUCCUUACCUGGCCUAUGCCCUACUGCAACAUCUACCGGGAGCUACUGACCUUCAUCAGUGAUGAACUCAAGGCACCAGGGAUUUCGUACCAAAGGCUGGUGAGGGCGGAGCAGGGACUGUCCAUGAAGAGCUGCCAGAGCUCCACCAUCACGGUUCUGCUGCUCAACCCCUCUGAGGUUCAGAGUGAAUACCUGUCUGUCGCCAAGAAGAUGAGCACCACAGAGCACACCCAGCACAGCACCUUCGUCAUGCUAAUUGGACACAUCUACCAGGCCACUUUUGGGACCAAGUGCGAUUUGGGCAGCUUACAGAACAUCCUGAAGUCCAAGACCUUAGAAGAGCUCUCAGAGAUCCAUUCUCACACCACAGAAGCUCAGGAGCUGGCAGCUGUUACCAGCGACCAUGUCGCAGCCAGGAAACAGCUGAAGUCCAUGCUGCAGGACAUUGCGGCUGAAGCAGGCUUUCCUAAUAUCACAGGGGAGGCCCAGUCACAUAAACUCCACACUGUCCCCAUCCCCGUUGCUCGAUGCUACACUUACAGCUGGGACAAGGAUAAUUUCGAUAUCCUCAGAGACAUACUCGACAAGGAGUGCGAUGUUCUCAAGCCGGUGCUCUUGGAGGAUGAGGAGGAAGAGGAGACGGAAACAGAUGGCUGUUCUCCACAAAGAGACUCACUCCUUUCCUCCAUUUCGGCGGUUUCCAAGGACUCUGUAUACUCAGAGUUAUCAGAGGAGACGUCGAAGCAUUCGCGGAUGUCUCUCUUUACCACUUCCAAGGACUCCAUUUCGGAGCUGUCAGUGGUCUCCAGAAGGUCCUUGAAAUCCUUUGUGUCUAGCCUCAAGGACUGCAUGGACAGUGGCUAUGUCGAAGACAGCGACGAGAGCUCUCUUGAUCUGGUGGGGAGGCCAGACCUCAAAGAGGAGACGACAGUUCACAAGCAGAGGCAGAGACUGGCCAGCAAAAUCUGCAAGUUGUUCAAGAGCAAAAGCCAGCUGGUCUUGCGGAGAGACGUAAAGGACUAUCCCGACACUGGUUCGCUCUCCCUGCCUCUGCGCCGGGCCGAGAGCCUGUGCAACCCGGAGGCCAAGCACCGGAUCCCAGCGCGCUCCCGGAGGGCUCUUUCCUUGCCCCAGCACGUGCUGAGUCAGCGGCUCCCGCAGCGCCAUGCAGUGCAGAACGUGUGCAUCCAGCGCAGGCCCUUCCUGAGCUACGACGAGGACACCAAGAUCUCCACGCUGCGCGUCGUGGUCUUCGGGUCGGACCGCAUCUCAGGGAAAGUGGCCCGGGCUUACAGAAACCUUAGACUACAAGAAAUUGAUUGCCCAUUACUGACAAGGUACUUCAAGCUGCAGUUUUUCUACAUCCCAGUGAAGAGGAGCUGCCUUACCUCAUCUGCACCACUGACACAUCCUCCUCCUCCUCCAGGAGAUCCUCACCUGAGAGCCUCAGGACAAACGGAGUCCAGCUCAGCUGGGGCACAAAGCAGCACCAACGACAUCUCCCACUACAUUGGGAUGUUGGACCCAUGGUACGAGCGCAAUGUUUUUGGGCUGAUUAACUUGCCGACGGACGUCCUGUGUCAGCAAUCUGCCAAACCCGAGGUGGAGCCUACGGAGGAGUCCAGGGAGCAGCUGCCCAUCUUGGCUGACAUGGUGCUUUACUACUGCCGGUUCGCCAAUCGCCCGGUGCUGCUGCAGCUCUACCAGACAGAGCUAACCUUCAUUGGUGGUGAAAAGAAGACUGAGGUCUUCAUUCACUCCCUCGAACUGGGCCACUCGGCUGCCACACGGGCCAUCAGGGCGUCGGGUCCAGGCAGCAAAAGGCUGGGAAUCGACGGCGACAGAGAAGCAAUCCCUCUAACACUACAAAUCGUCCAUAGCAAGACAGCAAUCAGUGGAAGGAGCCGCUGGAACGAUGUUGAAAAGGUCUGCACCUCCGUCAACCUCAGCAAGACCUGUAAAAAGUACGAAGACCUAGACUCGAAAACGGAGUGUCUGACUUUAACCAUAACUGAGGUCGUCAAGAGGCAAAACUCCAAGUCAAAGAAAAGCUUCAAUCAGCAGAUCAGCGUGUCCCAGAUAAAAGCGGACAAGGUCCAGAUCAUUGGGGUCAACUGUUCCUUCGCUGUGUGCCUGGAUCAGGAUGAGCAGAAAAUCCUGCAGAGCGUCACAAGGUGCGAGGUCUCCGCAUGCUACAAACCCAGGGAUUGUGAACCCUGCACACUGAGGACAUCCCCUUUGGAUCACUUCCCCCAAGACCAGCCUGAGCUCUGUUCUCUUCUGUGCUUGCCCAUCGCCACCUUCAGCGGAGCACUGCCGUAGAAGAACCAGCAAGGCCAGGGUCACCUCCCAGGCCCCAUGCCGCCUCAGACCAGACAUGCCUCCAGCCAAUCCUGAUAAUUGCCAAAGGAAAUGUAUUGCACUCCCUUGGGUCAGGGAUCUAGAGCUUCCUGCACCCAACCAUCUUGCAACGUGAAGCGUUAGUACAAUGGAUGAGCUACCCCCAGCCUGCGUUUAGCAUGCCCUUGAGAAAUGGAGGGGUCAGUUCAAAGCUCUGGUAGCUGUCACAGUUCAUGGCCUCUGGGAGGGAAGUGAGUUCCUUGUCAUCUCUAGAUGGCGCUGCCAUUAGCAGGGUGGGGCAAGGAGAGGAGUGCCACUUUCCUGAUCAGCUGUACUUGCAACCAGUGUAGAUACUGGAGAGACUGUGAUAGGCGGUUUUGGGGACACACAAAGAUGAGUCUCCUUAAACAGCUGGAGAGUUUCAAACUAACCUCCAGACAAUAUCCUGAUGAUGCUUCACCCAAAGCAAAUUUGAAGAUCUCUGUUAAUGUUACAAAUUCUUUGGAAUCAGGGGACAAGUUUACUCUGAAUUAUUUCGGGGCUUAUUUGUCCUACAGGCACAAAGAUGAGAGCUGCGUUUAAGGCAAGGAGGAGUUGAAUGUGGCUUGCAAAUCAUGGCUUGGUUGCCAGUGAUCUAGUGCAAUAGGCAAUUUCUGGGCAUACAUUGGUCUAUGCACCGUGUUACAUUUACUGUAAAGCUAGGUCACUAGAGUGAUCAACCUCUGUGUCCUGCUAAGUCUCGGAAAGCACAAAUUCUGGGGGGGCACACAAGCUCCCUUGUUCAGUUAAUGCUCCCGUGGCCAGCUUACCUGCACUGAAUGCUGGGUUCGAAACACCCUGGAGAGGUGAAUGUAUAGCGCUGAUGGAAUUGCACUCACAGUUCAGGGCGGGGGGAGGGGGGGAGCCGAGUACUGGGGAGGCCACGGUAUUGAGUGGGGUCAAGUUUAAAUAUACCAGAGAGACAGCUUUGCUGAAGAAGGCCCUGGAGCCAAAAACACUAGUGACACAGCGAUUAUAGGAUGCUGAGCCCCCUGGGAGAACCCCUCUCUCCAGCAGGAGACAGUUAACUCCCUUCUUUCUUGUUAAAAGGCUCUAAGUUCAAGGUGCCAGGAAGGUGCAAUGGCUGUGGGUGCAAUCUGACCACACAAGCAACGGGAAGUAGAACAGCCUUGUCUGCUACUCUUCACGGCAAAGCUAUUUAUUAGUGUUGGUUGGUUUACUGCCCUGUUACUAGCACGCCAAAGCACGCACGCUUCUGCUGCCUCACAUGGGUGCAGGCGGUUCCGAACACCAGGGUGGGCUCAGUCACUGGCUAAAACGCCCUUUUGCCAGUCCAGAAGGGGAUCGCUGCACCUUAUCCUGUCACAACAGUGUAAUCUGUGAUCUUGACAUACAUGGCUAAGUAGAUCUCGCCCCGUUAACAUUGUAAACACUGAUGCUUUCACUGGCCACACAAAAAUAUUGGAGAGAAGAAUUUCCCUGUGAUAAAUUAAAACAAGCACAAAACUCUAGGAAUGUAUAACCCCAUUAAGGAUUUUGGGCCUGCAAUGCUUUUUUUUAAAUGAUAGAAAUUCGUUUCAGGUUGAACUGUAUAUAUGUUGGACGUCAGCAAGUUGGUGUGUCUGUGAUCAUUUGUAAAAUAUUGUUCAAAGAACUUUUAAGAGAACUGUAAAAUAUUAAACAUUGAUUUAUUUCAAGAGCAA